Drosophila suzukii is the source of this 873-nucleotide messenger RNA. RefSeq lists its product as uncharacterized. The record is from RefSeq and is a predicted model, not a curated record. NCBI's taxonomy places the organism in Eukaryota, Metazoa, Arthropoda, Insecta, Diptera, Drosophilidae.
AUGUCCAAGUUGGGAGCUAUCUUGGUGAUGGGCCUGUGCCUGUUUGUGGCCUUGGCCUUGGCCGAGCCACGCCUACAACGGGGUCAGCAAGGGCGGGGUCAGCAGGUGCAGUUGCAGGGUCAGAGGUCGCAGCACCCCUACAUCUUCCUGACCAUUCCCAAGGGCCGCGCCAAUGCCGGCGCUGUGGUUCAGGGCUUCGAGAUCGUCGAGGAGGAGGACGACCAGGACCAGGAUCUGCAAGAUGACGACCAUGAGCAGGAUCACGAUGACGUUGAGGAGGACGAUGACGAGGAACUGGAGCACCAACUGGGCCUGAACUUUGCCCGCAGCGGCUUGAUCUACCGGAAGAACCAGCCCAUCGAUGACGACCAGGAUGAUGACCAGGAUCAGGUGCCGGUUCAGGUUCAAGCUCAGGUCCAGGGACAGGAUCAGCUGGCCAAGAAGCAGAUGAUGGUGCAGCGGGACCAGGCUGGCGCCAUCAUGGUGCCCGAUGGCAUCAUCGAGAUCGAGGGCCAGAGCGUUCUGGACGAGAAGACCGGCAAGGCGGCCCUCCUGGUGCCCCGUGCCGCCCUGGACGCCAUUCCCGAUGGCGCCGUUGUGGCCCUGAUGGAGCGAUCCGCCUCCGCCGGCGAUGAAAUCGAGGAGGAGCGCGCCAACCGCGUCGUGGUCCGCCGGCGCAAGAACAACGGACGCCGCAACAUCCGUCGGCGGGGCAUCAACACCAACAACGUCCGACGCCGCCGUCGUCCCGCCCAGCGUCGCCGUCGAGCGGGCGGCAACCGCAGGCGCAACGUGCGCGUCGGACGCCCCCAGGGCGGCAACCGGAGGCGUGGCAACCAGAGGCGCCGCGGCCAGGUCGUCCUCCAGGGUUGA